Molecule: messenger RNA, 2635 nt
Organism: Melospiza melodia melodia
Lineage: Eukaryota; Metazoa; Chordata; Aves; Passeriformes; Passerellidae
Gene: NIT1
Product: nitrilase 1
Exons: 7
Coding region: 44-1042 (332 amino acids)
Molecular function (GO): hydrolase activity, acting on carbon-nitrogen (but not peptide) bonds, in linear amides
Source: RefSeq, a predicted model, not a curated record
CGCCUGGAGGGGGGGACUUUGGCCGCGCUGCCGCCGGCGGGGAAUGCUGAGGGUGGCCCCCCGGGCCCUGCUGUGCUGCCCCCCAAGAGCCUCGAGAGCCCCCCAGAGCUCCAGCACCGCGGGCAGCCCCACAGCCAUGGCAGCUCCCUCAGACCCCUCAGUGUCCCCAGGCCCCCCGGGCGGGCUGGUGGCGGUGGCGCAGGUGACAUCCACGGCGGACAAGGAGCACAACUGGCGGCAGUGCUCGGGCCUGGUGCGGCGCGCGGCCGCCAUGGGCGCCCGGGCCGUGUUCCUGCCCGAGGGCUUCGACUUCAUCGGGGACAGCGCCCAGCACAGCCUGCAGCUGGCAGAGCCCCUGCACGGGGACACCGUGCGGCGCUACCGGCAGCUGGCCAGGGAGUGUGACGUGUGGCUGUCCCUCGGGGGUUUCCACGAGCGCGGCCAGGACUGGGACAGCACCGGCCGCAUCUACAACUGUCACCUGCUGCUGGACAACUCGGGCUCGGUGGUGGCCCUGUACCGCAAGCUGCACCUGUUUGACGCGGCGCUGCCGGGGCAGCCGGCGCUGAGCGAGAGCUCCUUCACCAACCCUGGCCAGGAGCUGCUGCCCCCCAUCGACACCCCCGUGGGCAAGGUGGGGCUGGCUGUCUGCUAUGACCUGCGCUUCCCGGAGCUGUCCCUGGCCCUGCGCGGGGCCGGUGCCCAAAUCCUGACCUUCCCCUCGGCCUUCACCGUCCCCACCGGAGCUGCGCACUGGGAGGUGCUGCUGCGUGCCCGUGCCAUCGAGUGCCAGUGCUACGUGGUGGCCGCGGCGCAGACCGGCCGCCACAACGCCGCCCGCGCGUCCUUCGGGCACUCGCUGGUGGCCGAUCCCUGGGGCGCCGUGGUGGCACAGUGCCACGAGGGGCCGGGGCUGUGCCUGGCCCACAUCGACCUGCCCUACCUGGAGCAGGUGCGCAGGCAGCUGCCCGUGCACGGCCACCGCCGGGGGGACAUCUACGGGACACCGACGGGGACACCGACGGGGACACCGGGGACGUGAUGGCGCCGGGCGUGGGGCGAAUCCGCCGGGGUUUGCACCGGGUUUGCUUUUCUGUCCCCAAAAUGGGAUGGCACAGUGUGUCCUCCUUGUUCUUUUUGGGGUCCCAAAUCAGCCCCAAAUCUCCUACAAUUCAGCCCCAAAUCAGCAUCAAUUCAGUCUGAAAUCAAUCCCAAAUGUGCAUCAAUUCAGCCCCAAAUCAGCAUCAAUUCAGUCUGAAAUCAAUCCCAAAUGUGCACCAAUUCAGCCCCAAAUCAGCCUCAAAUCAGCAUCAAUUCAGUCUGAAAUCAAUCCCAAAUGUGCACCAAUUCAGUCCCAAUUCAGCCCCGAAUCUGCCCUUUUUGUCCCCAAAAUGGGAUGGCAUAAUGUGUCCUCCCUGCUCUUUUUGGGGUCCCAAAUCAGUCCCAAAUCCCCAUCCAUUCAGCCCCAAAUAUGGAUCAAUUCAGUCUGAAAUCAAUUCCCAAAUGUGCAUCAAUUCAGUCCAAAAUCAGCCCCAAAUCAGCCCCAAAUCAGCCCCAAAUCUGCCCUUUUGUACCCAAAACUGAAUGGCACAGUGUGUCCCCCCUGCUCUUUUUGGGGUCCCAAAUCAGCUCCAAAUCCCCAUCAAAUCUGCACCAAUUCAACCCCAAAUCAGUUCCAAAUCUGCCCUUUUUGUCCCCAAAAUGGGAUGGCACAAUGUGUCCUCCCUGCUCUUUUUGGGGGUUCCAAAUCAGUCCCAAAUCUGCCCUUUUGUCCCCAAAAUGGAAGGGCACAUGUCCCCCCUUUCUUUUUGGGGGUCCCCAAAUCUGCACCAAUUCAGCCCCAAAUCUGCUCUUUUCUCCCCAAAAUGCAAUAGCACAACACGUCUCCCCUUUUUUUAUUGGGGAUCCCAAAUCAGCCCCAAAUCUCCAUCAACUCAUCCCUAAAUCAGCUCCAAAUCUGCACCAAUUCAGCCCCAAAUCAGCCCCAAAUCUGCUCUUUUGUACCCAAAACUGAAUGGCACAAUGUGUUCUCUCUGCUCUUUUUGGGGUCCCAAAUCAGCACCAAAUCAGUCCCAAAUCUGCAUUAAUUCAGCCCCAAAUAUUCUCCCAAAUCAGUCCCAAAUCUUCACCAAUUCAGCCCCAAAUCUGCCCUUUUUGUCCCCAAAAUGAAAUGCCACAACGUGUCCUCCCUGCUCUCCUUUUGGGGGUCCCCACUCUUUUUUGGGGUCCUGAUUCAGCCCCAAAUUUGCUCCAAUUCUGCAUCAAUUUAGCCCAAAAUUGACCCUGAAUCUGCCCCAAUUUACACCAAAUCUGCUCCAAAUCAGCCUUUUUGUCCCCAAAGUGAAAGAGCACAAGGUGUCCCCCUUCUUUUUGGGGGGGGAGUCCCAAAUCUGCUCUGAAACUGCCCCAAAAUCAACCCCAAAUCUGCUUUGAAUCAGCCCCAAAUCUGCCCCAAUUCACCCCAAAAUCUGCAUCAAUUCACCCCCAAAUCAGCCCAAAUUUGCACUGAAUCAGCACUUUUGUCCCCAAAUGGGAUUUCCACUUUUUGGGGGGGUUCCCCCUUUUUUAGGGGUUUUGGGGGAGGAGGAAUUUCUUUCUAUUAAAAUUUGAAAAAUACAAAAAUCCCAGGAAAUGA